Messenger RNA from Closterium sp. NIES-67, 1375 nucleotides. NCBI's taxonomy places the organism in Eukaryota, Viridiplantae, Streptophyta, Zygnematophyceae, Desmidiales, Closteriaceae. The record is from the annotation of a GenBank genome assembly.
UGCCCUCAAUACAGCAGCACCCUCGAUAACAGCAGCUCUUAGCUAAGGCUCUUAGCUCUUAGCGUGCCCAUAGCUCUUAGCGUGUCUGCUCUUAGCUCUUAGCGUGCCUUAGUAUCUGCUCGUAGAGUGCCUUAGUAUCAGCUCUUAGCGUGCCGUAGUAUUCCUUCACCUAGUCGUCGUGUCUCUAAGAUCGUAUAUCGAAGCUUGUAGCUGCAGAUCUAUCUCCAACCGUAGAGCGUAUCUCUUAGUCAAAUCUGGCUUACGGAUUUUGCUCCGAGCUGAAAAUCGUAUCUUCGUCAGAUCUGACUUACGAAUCGUCCUCCAAGCCGUCGAGCGUAUCGUUGUCAGAUUGGACUGUUACACAAUCUGCAGCCAUGGUGCUUCGUUCCAACCUCCAUUGCAAGCCUUGUUCUAAGGUGCAGGGAGGCCGUCAGCUGUUGUCACCAGGGCUUGGGAGCAAGGGAUAAAAACACACGAGCUCACAUCGUUCAUCAUUAAGUCGUCUCUCCUAUCGCUGCCGGCCUCUUUGCCCGUGUCAACACCUUACUUCUAAGUUCUCGCGGUCAAAUCAUUCCUCGAACCAUCCGUCUCUGUGCGCACUCCCGUCCUGCUCGUCAGCCGCCAUGCGCCGCCCCUGGUCUCUGCACCACGCCGUGGAAACCACCGUCGAUGACCCUGUGCUGGACGCCGCAGGCGUGGGGAGGGGGGUUCUAGGCCAUUCUAGCUCCAGCAGCGGUGGCAACAGUAGCAGCAGCAGCAGCAGCAGCAGCAGCAGCAGCAGCAGCGGGAGGAGGGUGAGGUGCAGGAUUAGCGGCGAUGCAGCUGUUUUCAGGGCGAUCAAGGGAAUCUUCGGGAGGCGCAUGAGUGCAGGAGCGAGGGCUUUUCUGCGGCAGUCGGAGCUGGGUGGUGUGUGCGAGUGAUUUCAGAGCUGGAGGCAAGUUACCUUGGUGGUGGAGCAACGAAUUCAAACGCGGUGGGUUGACGGCUGGCAGCCAGCCCUACUCUUUGGAAUCAUUUGGAUGUGUGCACUCACUUGCUCGCCCUUGGCUGCCUCAAGAGGUGGUGAUGGCUGCGCCAGUUGCUGGUGCACGGUAUACUGGAGUGAUCGCAGUGCUGGAGGCAACUCAGCUGCUGGCAGAGCGGCAAACUUAAAUUCAGGAAUGAUACGAGGAGAUUGCGGCAUCAAGUGCAUCUGAUUAAAGAAAACACUUUAUCUGAAGAUCACCUCGUCAUAAAGAAAGUGCAAGGGUUCAGCUGCCGAAUUUGAGCAAUACGAUGAUGCUUCUUGUGAUCUUGAGGAGCCGUGAUUAGUAAGAGUUAGGUUUGAGCGCCUUUUUGUACUGUAUAUAGCUUCCAAUAUAUUCACACGGAACAG